Molecule: messenger RNA, 1130 nt
Organism: Camellia sinensis
Lineage: Eukaryota; Viridiplantae; Streptophyta; Magnoliopsida; Ericales; Theaceae
Product: chalcone isomerase-like protein 1
Biological process (GO): fatty acid metabolic process
Cellular component (GO): chloroplast stroma
Molecular function (GO): intramolecular lyase activity; fatty acid binding
Source: RefSeq, a predicted model, not a curated record
CUCCAACAAUACUGAUGUACACCAUUUAAGUUCCCCUAUCUAAUGCUCAAAACAAGGUAGGCUGAAGAUAAAAAGGGCCAUAGCAUAGCCAGCCAAAACCACCAUCCAAAAUCUCUCAUAUCUCUCUCCUAAACUCUCAUCGUCAAAGAAUGGCAACCACCGUGGAGGAUAUCACUGCCAAGGCUAAGAUGGUUUCCUUAGAGGCACUGACACCUAAAGAGGAGAAAGUGAAUGGCCCUGAAUCAAAUAAGAUUGCCGAUGGUGAGAUGGGGAAAGCUGAUGAAGAGCCACAAAUGGGCAAGAAAGAUGACGUGCCGGUUGAGACUGAACCCAAGACCGGGGUCUCCUUUCCGAUUAAGUUGGAUGAUGGGAAGCAGUUGAAUGCGGUUGGGUUGAGGAAAAAAAGCGUGCUUGGCAUCGGCAUCAAAAUCUAUGGCUUCGGAAUAUAUGCAGAUAAUGAGACACUGAAAGAUCUUCUGAGGACAAAAAUUGGGAAAGCACCAACAAAACCUACCAAGGAAAUGUACCAACUGGUAAUUGACAGUGAUGUAGGAAUGCUGGUGCGAUUGGUAAUGGUGUUUUCCAACCUCACAAUGAGCAUGGUAAGAAAGAACUUUGAUGAAGUUCUUGGAGCAUCUAUCAAAAAGCUCACUGGUGGAAAGAAUGACGAGCUCACAAAGAAGGUUAUGGGUGAAGCUUCAGAUGACAUAAAGCUGACAUGUGGUUCAAUAAUUGAGAUUUCUCGGCUUCCAGGAUACAUUCUCCAAACAAAAGUGAUGGAUGAAGUUGUGAGCAAGGUUGAAAGUGAACUCCUAUGCAGGGCCUAUACCCACAUGUAUCUUGGAGAUGAUCCUUUUGACAAGGAAGCAAAAGAGAAAUUUGGAAUGACUCUGCUUUCUCUCUUCUAAACAGAAAACUCUUGGCAACUUCUAGGUUUGUGAGGAAUAAGGCCUACUACAUCUACUUUGUAGUGGCUGAACUUUUGUUCAAUAAAAGGGUGAUAACAGGAGAGUGGUUGGUUUCCAUUACUAAAUCUAAGUGUCAUCAAUCCCGCUACUAUAUGUUUGGAACUCACACAUGCAUAUAUUUACUAUGUGAGUAUAUAUAACAAAUAUCCAUCAACAAUAAAA